Messenger RNA from Temnothorax curvispinosus, 2018 nucleotides. Its product is annotated as thyrotropin-releasing hormone-degrading ectoenzyme-like. The transcript has 10 exons. The record is from RefSeq and is a predicted model, not a curated record. Bases 22 to 1995 code for a protein of 657 amino acids. Gene Ontology annotation, molecular function: zinc ion binding; metalloaminopeptidase activity; peptide binding. Gene Ontology annotation, biological process: peptide catabolic process; proteolysis. Gene Ontology annotation, cellular component: cytoplasm. Lineage: Eukaryota; Metazoa; Arthropoda; Insecta; Hymenoptera; Formicidae.
GUACCGAAAAUAGAUCACGUCAUGAUACCAGAUUAUACCAACGCCUCGAUGGGAAAUUGGGGAAUCAUCAUUUACCUCGAAUCAAAAGUUGUCUACGAUGAAAGCAGAGAUCCCACAUUUUGGAGAAAAGAAGUGGCGUCGUUAGUAGCAUAUGAAAUAGCACAUCAGUGGUUCGGCAAUUUCAUCACCCCAUUAUGGUGGACUGACAUGUGGUUAAAUGAGGGAUUUGCUGUGUAUUUCCAGGCGUAUUUCCUCGACAAGUUGCAAAUUGGAUUUAAAGAUUCGCGGUCAAUGGACUUAUUCGUUACUGGAGCCAUGCACCAUGCUCUCCAUCUAGAUGAUGGCUUAUUGGGUUCUGUUACAUUGAAUCUUUAUAAUGACGAUACCUUGGAUAACCAACUCUUUGUUGAUCAAGUUCGUGAAAAAGCUCCAGCUAUAUUGCGCAUGUUACAUCAUGCAGUGGGCGACGAGGUAUUUCGAAAGGGUAUCACCAAGUAUUUCGCUACAAAGCAAUAUUCGGCGGUCACUCCCGAUGAUUUCUGGAGGGCCAUACAAAGUGCUGAAGACGAACCUUCUUACCCCCCUAGAUAUCGAUAUUAUAUGAAUAUCAGAAUAAAAGAAGUGAUGGAUAUGUGGAUAGUCCAAAAUCGUUAUCCUGUGCUGAAUGUAACGAUGAAUUACCACACUAGUAAUUACAAAAAUGCAGGUGAACUAAUAAUAACACAAAAAUGUUUCCACGCAACUGAAGGUACCAAUAAUAAAUGGUGGAUACCCAUAACCUACACUGACCAGAGCCGUCUGAAUUUUUCCAAUACUAUGCCCAUUUUUUGGUUAGAGCCAGACGAAACUCUUAGAAUACCAAUUAAUACUCUUGGUUGGAUUAUCGUCAAUCUACAACAAACUGCAUACUGUCGUGUCUAUUACGAUACCGGAAUUUACGAAAAAAUCAUACCUUUCUUGGGCUCUCAAGAUCACACGAAAAUACACGUUCUUAAUCGUGCUCAAAUUAUCGAUGAUGCAUAUGCUUUUUUGCUCGAAGACCAACUAGAAAGCUCCAUAUUCAAUUAUCUUAUUGCUUACUACACAUUUGAGAGAGAUUAUGUGGCAUGGCGUCCAAUGUUCCGAAUAUUAGAACGGAAUGAGAAGUACUUUUCACUGCCAGAGAGUAAAGGUUUCAAGUUAUACAUGGUACAAAACUUUAAUGGGGUUCUUCAACAUUUGGGAUACGAAGAAAAUCCUGAUGAUGACGAUCUCACUAAGUUACUAAGGCUAGAGGCCACGAAAUGGGCAUGUACCGUCGGUCACGCGGAAUGCAAAAAAAACGCCGCCGUUAAAUUAAGCGAACAUUUGGCGGAUCCUGAUAAUCACAAGAUUCCAUACUGGUGGCAAGAUUGGACGUACUGCUUUGGUUUGGCGGUAGCUAAUAAGACUACUUGGGAUAAAAUGAUGGAACGAUAUGUGCUAACAUCACCUAAUGACGAUCUUUUGAAAAACUUGAAUUGUGCUGAAGAUCCUGAUAUCAUUAUCAACUAUUUGUAUAUUACAGCAUCAAAUACUAAAUUAUUUAAGGAUCUGGACCAUGUAUUUAUCUUCAAUUUAAUUCUUGAAAAACAUGCACGCAACGAUUUGGUCCUUGACUACAUAUUAGCAAAUUUUGAUAUUAUAAAACCCAGAUUACUUCCUGCAACACAAACGUUAUUUACUGUAUAUCAAAAUGUUUAUUCUAACGAACAAUUGUCCAUGGUGAACACAUUUGCGGGAAAAUAUUUCCAUCAAGAUCGAGACGCUUUGGCACGAGUUACAUUUAUGAUAAAAAAGCGUAGAAAUAUACUUAAAGAGUCCGUAGAUAUUUUUACACAACGAUUUGGAAAAAGUCAAACUUUAAUUGAUCAAUUACAAAAAUUAGAUUAUGAUGAAGAAGACGUCAAUAGUGGGUUGAUCAAUCAAGACGUUGCGUCUGUUACAAUCACGAUGGAUCAAGACCUAUCUGCAUAAUUUUUCAAACAAUACUAUUUUUA